AUGAGGGGUAGUAAAAAGAAAGGUCAAAAAAAAGGCAAGAAACAAAAAAACCUAAAGAAUAAAGCACAUCAAAAGAAAUCACAAAAGAUGCCUGGAGAUAUUGAUGAUACGGAGAAUGGGUACCAAGAGGAUGGUGAGAUAUGUCCUCACGUCAAGACUUCCGUAAAACCAAACAAACUUAAGAAGUCAGAAUUUCAAAAGAUUUUUAAGAGCAUAGAAUCCCAAACGUUCUCGGAAAUACAAUGUGAGACGUGCGCAGAGGAAAAGAAAAGUAAAGAGUCAGAUUCGACGCUCGAGACGAUUAAUCCUCCGGAUACUGAAACGACCGAUUCUUCAGACACCGGAAUAACGGAUUCCUCAGGUGCCGAUUCCACGGACGUCGGAAAUAUCGAUUCCUCGAAUGAUGGAGCUUCCAGUUCAAUUAUUGAGUCAGGAGCUUUGGUGAUCUACAACGGUAAUCGCACUGAUGAGGAAAACACACCAAGGAUCUGGAUUUGCAUUCAUUGUGCUAGAACGAGCUGUGGUCGUGAUGACGAAGCACAUGCGUUAAAGCACUAUGAAGAAAACAAGAAUCAUGCGAUUUCAAUGGAUUUAAAAGAAUUUUCUUUUUGGUGUUAUGAAUGCGAUAAGGAGGUGAUUGUUUCCACGGGCAAAAACCAAGUAUUAGCUGAUAUACAUUCACAAUUUCGAAAGGCUUUUAAGAAGGAGGAGUUAAAAGCAUUUGACGAACAAACGAAUAAAAAGGAUUCAAGAUCGCGAAAUAGUUUCAAUCAGAUCAACCAUACUCGCAAUAAAAUUCCAACGCCUGGUUUAUCGAAUCUCGGUAAUACAUGCUUUUUUAAUUCGGUUAUGCAGGUCGUUACUGUAACAUCUGCACUUCGUGAUGUUCUUCAACCUAAUCGUCCUGGUCAGUCCGAUCUUAUUCCGCCAUUAAUAAAUGCGAAGCAGUGUAUCGCUGCUAUUCGUGAUGACGUUGGUCCAUUAACCAAUGCUUUCAAAGAAUUCUUAUCCGUGAUGUGGGAAGGUGAAAGAGAGAUAGUGAGUCCUAGAGACUUGUUCGACCAGAUUACCAGAAAGUGGUCACAAUUCCGCGGCUGGAGACAACAAGAUAGCCAAGAACUCAUGCGAUUUUUAUUUGACGGUAUUAAGAGUGAAGAGCUUGAGUUAAUAAAAAGGGUGUCGAAAAAGAAGAAUGAAGAUCAACUGUCUGAUCAAGGGACAGAUGAUGAGAACAACACCUCAGAAGAAAAACCACCACCACAAGAAUUCGUGUCUUUUAUCGAUGCAUGCUUUGGAGGUAAACUAGCCAGUGUAAUUGUUUGUAAAACAUGUAGAAUGUGUUCUUACUCUUAUGAAGAAUUCUUGGAUGUUUCCUUGCCGAUAAAGUCUAAUAACAAUGAAGGAAGAUUCAAGAAGAUGAAAAAUUUUCUCACCGGAUCAAACAACUCCACACAAAGUUUCUAUAAUAACUCAGAGGACUCCAACCAAAACGGCGAUGACGAAUCUAAUAAUUCGAAUAAAGAAGCAAAACCCGAAGAGUAUUCACCGCUUUUAAAGGAAAUUCCCAAUAGUUCUGAUCGUUCCGCGCAAAAUUCGUGUAUAUCUCUUAUCGACUGCCUGAGGAGUUUCAUGCGAGUAGAGACCUUGGACGGAGAUAAUCUUUUUGCGUGUGGAAAUUGCUGGAAAAAUUCAAAUCACGAAGGUUCUGAUGUAACCGAUGAGAAAAGCGAUGCGGAGGAAGAUGACUCGAUUGAACCGGACGUUCAAGUUGACAAGGCAAUUGGAAAAGAAUUGGAAAAUACAGAAUCACUGAAACAAUCACCAUCUACACCAAUAAAUACUUCAGAAGUGAAUCAUAUGACGAAUACUCAGCCCGAAAAUGGUGCGUCAGAACCGAUGGACGUUUCAGGAGAUAAUUCGACGACGGAUGCUCAAAUUUAUGAGUCUUUCAGACCUCAUAUAACAAGUACGAAUGCGCCUGACGAAAAUUCAAACGAGCCUAUUUCGAGAGAUGAUUCAGAGGAAACUUGUGUAUCAGGUGCGGAUGCGCAAUCUGACGAAAAUCCCCAAAAAUCUGUUUCCGAAGAUUCAGAAGAAACUCGUAUAUCGGGUACGGAUGCGCAAUCUGACGGAAUUUCAAACAAUUCUAUUUCGGAAGGAGCUCACGUAACAAGUACGGAUGCCCAAUCUGAUGAAAAUCAAAACCAUUGUUCGAAUGAUCCAUCGGAUUAUACACCAAUUAAUGGAAAAGACGGUGAGGUUGAUUCGCGUGGUAUGGAGGUCGAUCUACCGGUUCACUCUUCGUCAUCACGAAGCUCACCAUUACAUGAUUCUGAGUCAGAAAAAAAUAAGUCAACAAAGGCUCAACAGUUCAUUCUCCGUGAGGCAUACAAACGCUAUUUGUUUAGUUCAUUGCCGCCUGUCUUGGUCCUUCAUUUAAAGCGUUUUCAACAGACAGGAAAGUGGUCAAUUAGCAUGAAAAAGAUAGAUGAUUUUGUGGAAUUUGAUGAAGAAAUAGAUGUUGGUAAUUUCAUUGUACCGCCGGGAGCAGAUGAUAUCGAUGGAUCCAAAUCAUCAAGAAAAAAGGUUUUUAAUACAAAAUAUCGAUUAUACGGUGUUGUGGUACACAUGGGAAGUCUAUAUAAUGGACACUACAUUGCGUAUGUGCUUUCUAAAAACAUUCUUGGAACGGGAGAACAAUUUGGGGUGCCGGAAUUGAAUCCUGAUGAUUAUGAAGAAGUUGAGAAAAUUCAUUCGAAGUCGGACAUGGUAGGCGAACAUAAACAGUGGAUUUAUUGUAGUGAUAGUAAUGUGCGGAUGGCUAAAGUAGAUGAAGUUUUAAGAAGUGAAGCUUAUCUAUUGUUUUAUGAGCAAGUAAGAUGA
Molecule: messenger RNA, 2883 nt
Organism: Acaulospora morrowiae
Lineage: Eukaryota; Fungi; Glomeromycota; Glomeromycetes; Diversisporales; Acaulosporaceae
Source: the annotation of a GenBank genome assembly